Molecule: messenger RNA, 843 nt
Organism: Paramuricea clavata
Lineage: Eukaryota; Metazoa; Cnidaria; Anthozoa; Malacalcyonacea; Plexauridae
Source: the annotation of a GenBank genome assembly
AUGUUGAUUUUGCAUGACAUUGGUUCUGACGACCAUAAUAUUCGCUCGUCUCAUAACAUGUGUAAAUGCCCUGAAGUCAGUUCUGAUAUCGAAGGCGUUAAAUUGGUUGUCAUUAUCUUGGAAUCAUCAGUGAAACAACAGGCAAAUACGCUUGUUAGUUUGCAGGAAACCUUGGCGAAAUUAGAAGCAUCAACAACCGAUGCAAAAUCUAUACCGUUGGAUCAACUAAGUAAAUCUCCCAAUAAUACAUCGGCUGAAUGUGUUGUACAAUGUACGAAUUAUAAUAGCCCUAUUGCGUCUGUGAUUACACCUACUUGCUUGUAUUUUUCGGACGAACCUGAGCAGAAUAAUACGGACAAUAUAAUCGAAAAGCAGAAUAAUACGGACAGUAUAGUCGAAACCUUAGUAGGAAAGUAUUUGCCUAGUCAUUCCAAGUCAAAUUUUAAGAGUUGUUCAAAUAAUACACCAAUUUUAAAGAACCCAUGUCAUGAUUUGCACCACAAUCCACAAGGCAUUCAGGAUCAAUUAAAUACUAGCCAAAUAAUUGAGAAGGAAUGUGUGGAGAUUUGUCAAUCUAAUAUUAACAAAAGAUACUUACACUACCAUGGCCAACAUAAUGAAAGUAGUCCCCAUUGUCUAGAUCUCACAGUAAUUAAUCCCAGUAAUAGUGGAAUUAUUACAGAUGAUACAACUCCUAUGAAUAAUUACCAAUCUAUCCCAACCCGCUUCACCCAGCGAAAACCAUCUAGGAAACAUAAUAAACGUAACAAAAAUUCGGGAAAGGAUUUUCGUGCACGUACAAUGUUGAGAGACAAAAUGAACUUUUACCAAUAUUACUAUUAG